Pelobates fuscus (common spadefoot toad) is the source of this 1156-nucleotide messenger RNA. RefSeq names its product calcium homeostasis modulator protein 3-like. Bases 191 to 1024 code for a protein of 277 amino acids. The transcript is spliced from 5 exons. NCBI's taxonomy places the organism in Eukaryota, Metazoa, Chordata, Amphibia, Anura, Pelobatidae. The record is from RefSeq and is a predicted model, not a curated record. Gene Ontology annotation, molecular function: monoatomic cation channel activity. Gene Ontology annotation, cellular component: plasma membrane.
UAUAUCUCGCCCCAAACUCCCACUAGAUUGUAAUCUCCCAAGAACAGAAUUGUUAAUCCUUUGUACCAAAACAUCAUCCAGAAAUAUCAGCAUAAUCAACGGAGAAUCAAAUUCAUGCUGAAUUUCAGCAACUUAGAGAGUCAUCCUGGAGCGAGCUAUCAAUUAUCUUUACACUCGCCCCGAAGGCAAGAUGAAUAUACUUUGUGUCGUCAUGGCAGCGAUUAGUAUGUUCAUCUAUAAAGUUUAUGAGAUUAACUGCCCGUGUCUACCAAGAUAUAAUUUAACCUACGGACUCAUUGUCAUCUUCAUUCCCCCAUUUAUAUUUUUCUUCUUGGGAUUUAGCUUAAAUCAUUAUUGUCUUAUUUUGUCACUGGAGCUUUCGAAACCUCAAAACAAACGGAAGAAGAAAAAAGAGGUUUUACGAUUUAUGUUUAAGUCAAUGGUGAUAAGAUCUCUGGUGGCUCCCGUCUUAUGGAUUAUUGCCUGCUUCCUUGAUGGAAAGUCUGUAAUUUGUGCAUUCAGCGAAACUUUGGAUGCAGAACAGUUUGGUGGCUUUGGCAACUUCUCGUCCAUAAGCACAGAGCUACUGUUGGCCAAAGUGCCUUGUAAGAACUUUGAGCUGCUUCGUACAUCUUCCACCAGGAAGGCAAUUUACAGGUUUCUCAAGUCGAUUUCACAGGGUGUUGGCUUUUUAAUGGUCCUGAUUCUUAUUAUACUUGCUGUUGUUAGUCGUAUUCUGAGUUCCAUUUUCAACAUCAGCCGCUCGAUUCACACCCAAUACUGGAGCAUAUUUGCAAACAUGGAAGAUCAAUUUUUUGAAGAGACCUGUCUAGCACACAAUCGAUGGAUGGCUGAGAAAUGCAUUAAUGGUUACUUUGAAGAGUGUGAAAAUUAUGACGUCAAAUGUAGCCAUGAUGAUGAAGAAAAGAUCAUAUCCCCCUGGCAGAUGAUGGAUUAUGUAGAUCAUUGGUACUUGUGUCGACCACCAAUUGUUCACACAUAUGAUCCGUUGUCACAAUCUUGAUCUAUAUACAAGGAAACAGUUGACCACUUUAGCUGGGAAGCGUUUAACAACCUUUUAAAAAAGUGGAUAUCUGAGUUGGUUAGAAAAAAUGGUUACAUUUUGAGGCAUUAAUGGCUUAGAACUUAGUAUAGC